Phascolarctos cinereus (koala) is the source of this 2613-nucleotide messenger RNA. NCBI's taxonomy places the organism in Eukaryota, Metazoa, Chordata, Mammalia, Diprotodontia, Phascolarctidae. The record is from RefSeq and is a predicted model, not a curated record.
GUGGGCCAAUGGACAGCCUGGGGACGCCCGUUCCGUCUUCUUUUGCCGGGGCCCGCCUGGGCCAAAUCCUGCCCACCCUAAGGUCUUCCUUCCAGAAACCUCUCGCGGGCCAAUGAGAGAGCUCCGAGCGUCAGUAGAGCGUCCGUCAGCUCCUCCCUCUCCCGCUCCUAGGAACUGGAGACGCGGGGGGCGGGUCCUCCCCGCCUGGCUUGGAGUCGCGGGCUACCAUUGGCCACAGACCUGAGGACGUUCUCCGGGCUGUCCGACCCAGGAGGUUCCGCUGGGUGGUUACGCGCGCAUGCGCGACUUAGUCAAGUUGGGCUUCCGAGCGGGAACAGAGCUGGGCGCGGGAAACGAGCUCGGUAGUCACCAGGAGAAUGGACAGAAAGCUGGUUCCUACAGGAAGACAAGAUGCUGAGAUGCUGUGCUGGAGAUGGCUGGAACAAACACUAAGGACCAGAGGACUUCAUUGAUGAUAUCCCCUGUCAGACAGCUAUAUAGGAAAAGACUUUUUGAAUUUUAAAGGGACUAAUUGCUCAAACUCCCCCUCUAGGGUUUCCUGUUCAUAAACUAUAAGUAGGUGACUGGGUAUAUGUUCGAUCUUGGAAAGAUGAAAAAUUAACCCCAAAUUGGGAUGGGCCCUUUCAGGUACUUUUAACAUCUGAUACUGCAGUUCGCACCCAGGAGCGGGGUUGGACCCAUCACACCAGAGUAAAAGGACCAGUGGCGCCUCCUUCAUCUGAAUGGACUGCUGAAAAACGAAAGGGCCUCAAACUAUAUCUAUGAAGGAGACUGCCUCCUAUGGGCCCUUAUCAUGAUCCUUAAACUUCUUUCAUUUCUUAUAGUGACUGUUACUGCUGUACCUAUCCCUGUACUGUUUCCACAAGAGAAUCAGUUUAUACAACUUGUGCAAAAGGGUAGGGGAAAGCAAUUGGGGAUGAGUACAUGUGAGUAUACCUAUUCUUGCCAGAUUGGUUACUUUGAAGUUGACUGUUCCCUAUAUCAAGGUAGAUGGAAUGCCACUGAUAUUAAAUGCACUAAUGGGACACGGAUAUCAUGUAAGAGUGCAAGGUACCUUAUUGGUACUAAUUACCACACAACCUGCAGAUAUGUAUUGGCAGGAGGGAAUCCUCGUUUAAGCUGUAAUCUUUCCCAGGAAAUUGGUGACUUAGAGCGACUAAAUCUAUGUAAAGAUGAUAAUAGUAUUAAUGGUAAACUGAGGCUUCCUUAUUAUGAUUGGGCAUGGAGAAAUCAAACAUGGUCUGGAUAUUUUAGGAAAUUUUGGAGCAAGGAAGAUCGUACUAAUUUGGAUCCAGAGGUGGAAAACUGUAAUUGGAAAAAAAAAAAUAAACAGCUAUGGAAAUGUAUUUAUAAAGAUGGGGACCAUAUACAGUUCCGAGGGGGAUUGUUGGGAGACAGGAAUAUUCAAUAUUAUCCAUCAAGAGGAAAUGUGAGUCGAAUUUUUAGUAAAAAACAACCAGCUUUAAAAGGCCAUUAUUGGAUAUGUGGUUUAACUGCUUAUACACACCUUCCAACAGAUUGGACUGGAAACUGUUAUAUUGGAUUAGUGAGACCUAAAUUCUUUUUCUUACCAGAACAAGAAGGGAAGCAGUUAGGGAAACAACUAGAUGAUGACCUUGAAAGAGAUUGGAGGUCAAUCGAUUCAUCAAUAGCAUCUACAGGAAAUGCUAACGGUUGGGGGAAUGGUUGGCCCCCCGGAAAGGAUAAUAAAAGAAUAUGGACGAGCAACCUGGGCACAAGAUGGAAGUUGGGGAUACAGGACCCCGAUUUAUUUAUUCUGUUGUAGAAAUUAUAACUAAUCAGACUACCAAAACUACUGAUUUACUUGUAACUUAUGCCGAGCAGAGCCAGGAGGCUAUUCUGCAACAUAGACUAGUAUUGAAUUAUUUGUUAGCUGAAGAAAAGAGGUGUAUGUGGGAAAUUGAAUUUGUUAACAUGUUGUAUAAAACUAGAUGAUGUAGGACAGGCAGUCAAAAAUAUUAACAAAGAAAUUAGAAAAUUGGCCCAUGUCCAGAUUCAAACAUGGUCAACUCCCUUUAACACCACUUGGUGGUCCUGGUUUGGGGGUAGUUGGUGGAAACAACAACUGUGGUUUGUGCUAAUAGCUUUUAGUGGGAUUAUUUUACUUCCUAUAUGCAUACCUUGUAUAAUUCAAUUAGUUACUAAGUUAGUAAAAGAUAGCAUUGCUAAAAUGAUUACUACUGCCUCUGAUAAUACUAGAAUGUUGCUUUUGCAGGGACAGGGUUGGGUACCUAUUGCAGCAUCAGAACAGGAUGAUCCUGAUAGGAAUGAAGGAGAGUUAGAUAAAAUGUGUGAGAUGAUGUUACAAAAUUUUGAAGAGAUCUCAGUAAGAUAAAAAGUGGAGGGACUGAGUGAGACAAUGUGAGAUCUUUCAGAUGGACUGAGUGUAACAGUUUUGUAGACUGUUACAAACUCAAGGUUGGUUACACUAGCCUGAAUAGGCCCAAGUUUCAAGUUCCUAGAAAAACACAUGAUCUAUACUGUUACAUUAGUGUUAGGUAAUGGCUAAUGCUAAAUAAGGAUAAAAUAGCUAGGACUGGUAGUAUCAUAAAGAGAUUCCUUGUUUCUGGG